UUACCGCUUCGUCUCUGCGCUGCUCAACACCUGAAUGGUCAGCGAUCAACACAGGAGACUAAAAAAUUCGACCUCACUCUCGCUGGUCAUCUGCUGUGGCACUUUAGCGGCUUCUUUUCGUGAUAGCAAAUCGACGCAAUUUUGAUACGCGACCAUGGAGAUUGAAGUUUUGAGUACUUCGGGAUCGAAACCACUUUUCACCUUAACUGGAUUGGCGCCGUCAACAACAAUUAAGGAGAUCAAGGAUCAGAUCUACAGAAAGAAGAAAGCUCUGUAUCCUGAGAGACAAUCCAUCAGGCUUGAGGUUAAAGGUUCCAGCCUGAAGGACUCCGAGCCCAUCUCCUCUUUUGGACUGAAGAGCGGUGCCAAGAUUUUCCUGAAGGACCUAGGACCCCAAAUUGGCUGGAAGACGGUCUUCCUUGCGGAGUACGCAGGACCUCUUUUCGUCUACCUUUGGUUCUACACCAGGCCUUGGUACUUCUAUGGAGAGGGUGCUGCCUCACAGCCCAUAUCCCAGUGCACAAAGAUUGCUGCCCUUUGCUGGUCCGUUCAUUAUGCCAAGCGACUUUUCGAAACUGUUUUCGUCCACCGAUUCUCCCAUUCCACCAUGCCAAUGUUCAACCUGUUCAAGAACUGCUCUUACUACUGGUUGUUCACCGCCUACGUCGCCUACCACGUCAACCACCCCCUGUUCACUCCUCCUUCCGAUACCCAGAUGUACGUCUCCCUUGGAUUAUUUGGGGUCUCUCAACUUGGAAACUUGAGCAUUCAUGUGGCCCUGAGGAACCUGCGACCUCCAGGCACUACUGUCCGCAAGAUCCCCAUGCCCACGUCGAACCCCUUCACAGGACUGUUCAAUCUGGUGUCUUGCCCCAACUACACCUACGAAUUUGGGAGUUGGGCUUCUUUCACAGCAAUGACCCAGUGUUUACCAGCUGGCCUGUUUGCUCUUGCUGGACUCUACCAAAUGACCGUGUGGGCCAUUGGCAAACACAAACUGUACAAGAAGGAGUUUUCCAACUACCCCAAGGGUCGCAAAGCUAUUUUGCCUCUGCUGAUUUAAAUUGAGGACAAAAUGCUUUGAUUGCUGCCUUAGUCUCUCUAUUUUUGUUACUCAACUCCACUCUUUGGCACAGCGACCUUUAGUAGAGUUGUCAGUUCAAAUCAUCAUUGUUGUUCAGCAUAUUUUGUUAUUGCAUUCCAGUAGCUUCGCUCAUUUGACGUAAAUGGUUUUGAAGAGGCCCUUGACCAAGCUCAAUGUAAAGCUUUCCCGUGUUAAUUAUUUGGGUUAGGUUGUGCCAGUGUUUUGGUUUCUAUGUCACUGUACUUUGUUCUAAAUGGAUUAAUAAAUAAUUGCUUUAUUACUAG
Messenger RNA from Cloeon dipterum, 1368 nucleotides. RefSeq names its product trans-2,3-enoyl-CoA reductase Sc2 (gene Sc2). Lineage: Eukaryota; Metazoa; Arthropoda; Insecta; Ephemeroptera; Baetidae. The record is from RefSeq and is a predicted model, not a curated record. The transcript is spliced from 6 exons. Gene Ontology annotation, biological process: very long-chain fatty acid biosynthetic process. Gene Ontology annotation, molecular function: protein binding; oxidoreductase activity, acting on the CH-CH group of donors. The coding region runs from base 155 to 1063 and encodes 302 amino acids.